AUGAUUGAAAGAUUGCGGGAAUAUCCUUAUGGACUUUCAGCGCAAAAACAAAUUAAUAAUUUCCUUGCUCAGCCGGAACGUGAUGACCUGCAACAAAACGUUCUCAUUAAGGAACCAAUUCAAACUAUCACUCUCAAAAAAGUAAGUUUUGGGUACCAGGAAAAAAAACUUGUUCUAAAAAAAUUAGAUUUACAAUUUCAAAAAGGGAAAGUAAAUUACUUAGUGGGUGAAAAUGGCUACGGCAAAAGCACAAUAAUUACCAAAAUUGCUUAUGCUGAACAUGAAAACUUGAUUGAAAAUGGCUUGUCAACUGGCCAAAAACAAUUAGCCGACCUGGAUAAUUUGUUUGCUAGAAGCAAAGACAAAGAAAUAUUCAUUUUUGAUGAAGCCGACAAUGCCUUAGAUGAAAAAAACAAAGAAGAAUUUCGAGAAAAAAUAGAGAAAAUUAAAAAUAACAAAAAAACCCGAGCCGAAAUGAUACUGCGGGAUAUUGAAGCCCACUUGCAGAAGCUUAUCAAUGAAAAAAAAGAAUUGAAAAAAAAAUUCUCAGAAAAGUUAAAAGAAGUAGAAAAACAAAGAAAAGAAAAUCAAGGCUGGUUUGAGGAAGUAGAAAUAUUACAAUUAGAAAGAAAAAUAGCAUCCGGGGUACUGCCUAGUGAAAGAGAAGAAUUAAUGAAAGAAAUUCAAAGACUCAAUUCUUAUAAUGUCACUCUGGAACAAGGAUUUAAAAAGAGAAAAAUCGAUGCCGAGAUGGGAGAAAAACAGUAUUUAAAUCUCUUAGCAAAUAUAAUAAAUAAUGGUGAAAAAAGGCUAGACAGAACCGGAGUGGGAACAAAAGUUCUAUUUGGCUGCCAAAUGCGAUUUAAUCUCCAGUAUAAAUUGUCUCCUGACUACCAAGGAGAAAAUUCGGAGGAAUUUGUAGAAAAAAUUAAGACUGAUAAUAAUUUCGCCCAAAAAUAUGGUGAAUUAGGACCUGUUUAUGGUGUUCCUUUUAACAUUGCCAGUUAUAGUUUGCUAACUGCGAUGAUAGCCCAAGUUUGUGACUAUAAAAUUGGAGAAUUUAUUCAUGUAAUCGGUGAUGCUCACAUUUAUUUAAACCAUUUCGAGCAAGUUAAAACACAACUAUCCCGAGAAGCCAAAAAAUUACCAAGUUUGAAACUUAAUCCGAAAAUAAAAUCGCUUUUUGACUUCCGUUUUGAAGAUAUUAGUUUAGAGAAUUAUAAACCGCAUCUUCCAAUUAGAGCCAAAGUGGCGGUCUACAAUAACUUAAAACAAAAAUCAAUCAAUAAGUUAUACAGACUGGAAGAAAAAUCAGCAAAAGAACUAGAAAGGAGAACUUUCGGAAUUAUUUACUACCAAUCUAAAGAACUAGCUUCUGGUAUUAACAUAUGGGCAGGCUUAAUCUACUUCCUUUUGGCUAGUUUAUUAAGUUUUAGUUUCAACUAUCUAAUUAAUCGCCAAAAAACUGAAUUACAAAAAAUUGUUGAAAAGCAAACUGAAGCCGAAAAUAACUUGAUUAACAAUCGAAAAUUAAUUAUCAAAAAAGGGUUAACUAACACAUUUUUUAGAAAUUACCAACAAGUUUCCCAGACCGUUCAAAAAAAGGCCAAUAAAGAAAGUUUUUUCAGUUCGCUUUACAAGUCAACUUUUUCCUAUCUAAUCCGCUUUGCUUCUUCUUUUAGUUAUUUGAUAAAAGGCGUGAGAAAAUAUCCUCAGUAUGCUUCGACUCAAAAAAGAUUUAAUUAUUUUCUUGGUUUGCCAGAAAGAGACGAUACCCAAAAAUAUCUUAUUGACGAGCCAAUCACUUCUAUUUAUUUACAAAAUAUUUCCUUUGCUUACGAAAAAGACAAGCAAGUUUUUAAAGAACUAGAUUUAGUAUUUGAGAAAGGCAAAAUUAAUAAUUUACAGGCCCCUAAUGGAUUCGGUAAAACAACUAUUGUUGAUUUACUUUUUGGACUCUAUCGGCCAACAAAAGGAGCAAUAAUCAUCAACGAAAAGUAUAGACUAAGCGACUUAAAUUUGAAAAAGUGGCGAGAAAAAAUAGCCUAUGCCGAAUCUGAUAACUUAGUUAGAUUAAAUUUAUCACUGGGACAAAAACAAUUAAUUGACUUACAAGAAACACUACACAAAGAUAAAGAAAUCUAUAUUUUUGAUGAAGUUGAUAAUAAUUUAGAUAAGAAUAAUAAAAUUAUUAUUAAGGAAAAAAUGGAAAUGCUCGUCGGUGUAGCUUUUGUCAUUGGAAAAAAUGUUUCUUCUCAAUCUUCUGUCCCCCCUUUUUCUCCCUCUGACCCUAAUCAACCAAAUCAACCUACGCCCCCGCCACAAAAUCCUAGUCCUGACAAUAAUUCAGAAAGCAAAACGUUGGCCAAUUUAAUUAAAGCCGAUUUACAAGAUGCCUUGACCAAUGAUGGCCGGUGA
This is a messenger RNA of Ambispora gerdemannii, 2418 nucleotides long. The record is from the annotation of a GenBank genome assembly. Lineage: Eukaryota; Fungi; Glomeromycota; Glomeromycetes; Archaeosporales; Ambisporaceae.